AGUCUUGUAAUAGGAAAAAACAAAACAAAAAAAAAACGCCAAUUAGUGCGGAUUGAGGAAGUUGUGGGCGUGUAAUGGGUUAACGGCGGAAGGCCUCGCCUCACCUUUUCUGCGCGUCACCCAUCUCUGUAAAGUGGUUCCACCAUCCCAGCAUCCAAAUCGAGGGGGGGAAAUCACCGCCUCUCGCUGCCGCCAGACGCGCCUCUUCCUCUCGGUCGAGCUCGCGUCUACCCGUCGGUCUCCGCCCCGCCGCUCCAUCAUCAUCGCCACAUAUACCCAGAAGACAACGGGAAUUAACAGUCUUAACAGGGAAUCAUGAAGGACCGCAUGCAAGAACUUAGACAUGGGAAGGAGACGACCGAGGAGGAGGAUGAAGUUGCUGUGGGGAUGGAGAAAGGCUUUAUGGACGAAUUCUUUGAACAGGUGGAAGAGAUCCGGGGUUUCAUCGAAUCCCUGGCAGAGAAAGUUGAAGAGGUGAAGAGGAAGCACAGCGCCAUCCUUGCCUCACCAAACCCUGAUGAGAAAACCAAAGCUGAGCUUGAGGAUCUAAUGGCAGACAUCAAGAAGUUGGCCAACAAAGUACGCUCUAAGUUGAAGAGUAUCCAGCAAACCAUUGAGCAGGAAGAGGGGCAGAACAGGUCAUCAGCUGACCUGAGGAUACGUAAAACACAGCACUCCACACUGUCCCGUAAAUUUGUCGAGGUGAUGUCAGAGUACAACACCACUCAGUCGGACUACAGGGAGCGCUGCAAGGGACGCAUUCAGAGACAGCUGGAGAUCACUGGAAGAAACACAACAAACGAGGAGCUGGAGAGCAUGCUGGAAAGUGACAACCCAGCCAUCUUUACCUCGGGAAUAAUUAUGGACAACAUCACCCAGCAAGCGAUGAAUGAGAUCGAGACGCGGCACAAUGAGAUUAUCAAGCUGGAAAACAGCAUCAGAGAGCUUCAUGACAUGUUCAUGGACAUGGCCAUGCUGGUGGAGAGCCAGGGGGAAAUGAUAGACCGCAUUGAAUACAAUGUGGAGCACUCAGUAGACUAUGUGGAGAGGGCGGUAUCAGACACUAAGAAGGCUGUUAAAUACCAGAGUAAAGCCCGGAGGGUGAGUUGCUUAAACAGGAAAAACAGAGCAUGUGCGAAAACACCCUAUCACUUUGAAACAGUGAUAGAUGACUUCAGAAUCAGUGCAUGUGCAUAAUGGAGUGCAGUGGCUGUUAUCUGUGUGCAUGCUCACCUGUCGUGUAUUCUGUGUAUGGAAUGUGUGUAUUGUGAGUGUGUUUAAGUCUAUAGCAAUGACUCUCAGCCUCAGUAUCCAGGGUAUAUACGUUCACUGGACACUUUAUUAGGUACACCUUGCUGUUACUGGGUUGGACCACUUUUUGCAUUCAGAACUGCUUUAAUCCUUCAUAUCAUAGAUUCAUCAAGGUGCUGGAAACAUUCCUGAGAGAUUUUGGUCCAUAUGGACAUGAUAGCAUCCAUGAUAUGAAUCUCCUGAAGUCUGGUAACUGUGGAGGCCAUUCGAGUACAGUGAACUCACUGUCGUGUUCAAGAAACCAGUUUGAGAUUAUAUAAGCUUUGUGAUAUGGCACAUUAUCCUGAAACCAGGCAUCAGAAAAUGGGUGCACUGUGGUUAUAAAGACAUGAACAUGGUCAGCAACAUUACUCAUGUAGGCUGUGGCAUUUAAACUAUGAUCAGUUGGUCCUAAGGGGCCCAAAGUGUGCCAAGAAAAUAUCCCCCACAACCUUACACCACUGCCUAAACUGUUGAUAUAAGGCAGGAUCCAUGUUUACAUGUUGUUUAUGCCAGAUUCUGACCCUACAAUCUGAAUCUUGCAGCAGAAAUGAAGACCAGGCGGCAUUUUUCCAGCGUUCUGUUUUCCAAUUUUGGUCAGCCUGUCUGAAUUGUAGCCUCAGUUUCCUGUUGUUAGCUGGCAGGAGUGACACCCUGUGUGAUCGUCUGCUGUUGUAGCUUAUCAAGUUUUGAUGUGCUGUGCAUUCAGAGAUGCUCCUCUGCAUACCUUGUUUGUAACAAGUGGUUAUUUGACUUACUGUUGCCUGCCUGGCAUAAAACUGUCAGAAUCAUACCAUGUUCAAAGUCACUUAAAUUACCUUUCUUCUGCAUUCUGAUGCUUGCUUUGAAUUUCAGCAGAUUAUCUUGACCAUAUCCACAUGCCUUAGUGCACUGAGUUGCUGCCAUGUGAUUGCUUCAUUAGAUAUUUGUUUCAAGUUGUACCUAACAAACUGGCUAGUGAGUGUAAACAAGAAUCAUACCCAGGGGCAUUUUGAUGAGGUAACAAAAUUGAUCUAUAUUGGAAUUUAGGAGGAAAAGAAACACAGACCAUAUGUAUUUUUAAUUUAGCUUAUAUAACCAGAAUCACUUUUAACACAUGAACGUUACAAUCAGCUGAAGAGGCAUGAAGAGAAGCCAUAAUAAAUGGCUACAAGUACUGCAUAAAAGUCUGAAAGACCCAGUGAGUUAUCCCACUUCAUGAUACACUAUAAAUACUAAAACUGUCAUUUUUGCAUAUUUUUUUACUAGUUAAGCAACAUACAUCAUAUUAAAUAGUGAACUCCGGAGGUUCAUUACCUUUGGACAGAACUAUGUGAGGGUAUGCAGAGGUUAAGCUGGUUGUUCCCUCACAUCACUUGACAAACUGAUCAUGGCAGUCCUUUUUUUAACAACCUGCAACAGAGUGGAGCAAUUCUGCCACCUCUUGGAUAUUAUCUAAAAGGUGCUCAAAGGCAUAUAAAUUCCACAUAUCCUGUGACCCCAAUUCAGUGCAAAGCUCAUCUAGAUCGCUAUUUCCCCAUUUAUAAUUAAAGAUGGCAUACCAGCAAAGAGUCUUUCUUUCUUUCUUUCUUUCUUCCUUUCUUUCUUUCUUUCUUCCUUUCUUUCUUUCUUUCUUUCUUUCUUUCUUUCUUUCUUUCUUUCUUUCUUUCUCAUUCAUGCUCUUCUACAACCACUGAAUCAUCAUCUGACACCCUGCUCUCGUUGUUCUCCCUCCCCAUGUUCCCCCCCCCAUCCAGAAGGUGAUCCUGAUAGGAGUUUGUGUUGCGACGUGUGUCACCAUCCUCAUUAUUGUCCUCGCAGUGGGACUCAGAUAGGUCCCUAACAAAUCGUAACAGGGCAGACAGGGCAGUCAUUAUGAGUCACACGACUGCUGGAGAAACACAUCACACACACAACUGUUCAUGUGUUAAAAUGUAAUGUAUGGUGGCCUCUGCAGUGUGUGCAGUCAGGACUUCUUAUGAACUGGGAAGCUGGUCAUUGCAUUACUGUCUGAAGUCUGUGCAGUAUGCUAUGAGCACUCAAAUAUACUCUGCAUCAACUUUUAUUAGUGUUUUUAAUGUAUGCUUCAGGAACUGUUUGUGCUUGGCCUGUUUGUGUCACGAGUCACAUGUGCAUGUUUUGCUGUGUGUUUUCCCGCAAACACAAUUUGCAGAUGAUUGCUAAAUGAAAAUCAAAAUAAACUUGUCUCAAAUUACGGUUUUAAGGAACACUUUAUUUUAAUAAAGCGCUGUACACAUUCAGCAUAGUGAAAUUUCAUCAUCAGUCUUUCUUGUAUUUAUAGAUAAAUAAUUAAGAACCUGUUAAAAUGUGAUUAAAGGAACAGUUAAACAUUCUGGGACAUCUACUUUUGAGUCUUCUUGGUAAGAGUUAAAUGACAAAAUUGCUAAGACACAAAUUUGUGGUUUCACUGGCAUAGUUACUUUUUGGAGUAUUGACCAGGAAGUACAGCAAUCUCACAUGAACCCCAACUAGAGAUAAAAUGAAGUUCAAAAAUGUAUUCUCUCUUCCAGGUUUGCAUCAGUAUUGUGCAGAUCACUUUUAAUGAGCAUUCAUUUAUGUCUUGCUUUUGCACAUACAAAAUUUGUUUAGUCUCUGGGAAAGUUUAACGAAUAUAAAACCACAAAAAAGCCACUUGAGUCACUGUAGAAAUGUUACCAAGGCUAUGUGGAGUUUUCAUAUCCUUCUAACUUGAUACAUCCAUAUAAAAAGCUAUAACAGUUUAAUUUGUAAAGUUAUGAGGUGCUGCUAUGGGUAGGUUUGUUUGCUUUUUUUGAUUGACACAGUGAUUUAUAUAACACAGACAAGGUUUUUAAAAUGAAAGAAAAAACAAACAGCAACAAUAAUUGUAUUUUCUUUUUUUAUAAUAGAGAGCAUGAGAUGUCUACAGUCAUGAAAAACAAAGUGCACCCACUUUCAAUUCUAAGGUUCAGCCAUAAUGGAAAAAAAAAAAUCAGUUUUCACCUUUGCAGGUACAGAGCCUCACACGAAUAACAACACGUGAUGUGUUGAUGUGUUGCACCGUGUCAUUAUUUAUUUUACCCAUAAUCCCUGAAAAGGGUAAGUAGAAGAAGAUGGAUGGAAAGCAAAAUGCGGAAACAGUAUGUAAUAAAAUUAAGUACACCCUCACUGCUUCCACAGGACUUGCAAAGGUAAGCAGUAGCCAGAUGCUCCUAAGUAAUUUGAUUAUCUCACUCACUAAUCAUCAGCAAGUGUGACCACUUCUAUAAAUUCAGGUGUGUGUUAAAACAGUGCCACAGUCUUCCCAGAAGUGGACGUCCCAGUAAAUUCAUCCCCGAGGUCAGACCGUUCAGCGCCCAGAGUAAUGGCAGCACGGUGUUGGUUUGCAAAGUUACUCCUUUGGACAGACCAAAAUUAUUUGGCAAUAAUGCACAGCACCAUGUUUGGAGAAAACCAAACACAGCAUACUGGCAAAAACACUUCAUGCCAAUUGUCAGCAGUGGGUUAUUUGUCUUUUGGUUUGGUUCUUCUGCUUUUGUUCUGCACUGCAUUUUGUUCAGAUUAUUAUAAACCCUGUUCAAAGUACCAGCCAUGUAACUAACAUGUUUUCUCUGCUCCCCAUUUGCUGCUUUGGAUGUUUUUCUCUUUUUUUUAUUUUAUUCAUUUCUGUUAAAAAUAUGCAGAAGAAAAUUUUGAUUCUUAUAUGCUGUGUCAUUCUGGGAGUCGUCAUUGCUUCCAUUGUUGGGGGAACACUGGCCUAAACCUCAGCCACGCUCAACUUAAAAAAAAAGUCAGACAACAGAGCUAAAAACAGAACACACACAUCCCCAGUUUCCUGUUCCAGUGAAUGCAAUCUAUCAUGUGUUUAGCACAAGAUGCGUUACACAAUGUACAAUAAAUUUUAAACACAGUGUACAGGGCCAGAGGUGUGUGUGGGGGGGUUUUGUUGUUUGUUUGUUUUUUCGCAUGAGUUGCUAUUUUGUAAACGUGCGGUGCUGCAAACUGUUUCUCAGAGUGUUGCGUGUUGUCAAAGAUGUUGCUUGAAUGAAAAAGUUACUAAAUGAUAUGUAACGCUAUACUAAAACAUUCCAACUUCCACGUAUGACACUGAUUCAGAUGUGUCUUUUUUUUUUUGUCGUUGUUGUGUUGUACAGGCAAAAUUACAGGUCACUCAUCAUGUUUCCAAAGCUAUGUCAUCUGUUUGCAUUUUUUUCUUUUUGAAGACUUCUUACGUUCUCCUGCUGAUUUCUUCUACCUCCCUCUUAAAAGCCCUGCAUGGUUUAGUACACUGUAAAGUGGUGUUUUGUACUCUGUUGCAAAAGGGAACGCAACAAAAAGAACAUAGCUGUGCUGGUGUUGGAUAUUUUGCUUGUAUAUUUAACACACUGCCAACCUUUUUUUUCUACUUGCACAUCUCUUGUUGUUGACGGAAGCGAUGCUACUGUACUUGAGUUCAUCUGGCCUUAGCGGUUGUGCAGCUUUCUUGACCGUUGCUCCAGUGUUGAAUGUGAUUGAGUGCAUGCAUGCAUAUAUAAGAUGUGAAAGAGGAUUUUUGCAGCUACAUGUCUGAACGUGUUGUGUGUGAGUCGUUGGAUGAAAACCUGAGUGCUUGUUAGUAGCCAACUGUGUCUUUGUUUUCUAAACUAAUAUAAAACUCUCUAACACUGCCAGUAUAUUUAAAUAAGCUGUUAAAGUGGAGUCUAGUCUGGUUGGAUUGAUGAGGUGACAAACAUUUGUUUAUUUCUGUCCUUUCUGUAAAUCCCAAGGUUUAAACAGUGCAUAUUAUUCUGUCAAGCUACUUCUGUUUGUUUUCAUUGAUGAACUCAAUGACUCAAUGAGUGCAUCAGCAUGAACUCAAAGUAGCCCCAUUAAAAAGACUCUCAUAUCGAUUUUUUUUGGGGGGGGGGGGGCAUCAGA
Molecule: messenger RNA, 6165 nt
Organism: Archocentrus centrarchus (flier cichlid)
Lineage: Eukaryota; Metazoa; Chordata; Actinopteri; Cichliformes; Cichlidae
Gene: stx1a
Product: syntaxin 1A (brain)
Exons: 9
Coding region: 316-1197 (293 amino acids)
Biological process (GO): exocytosis; vesicle fusion; intracellular protein transport
Cellular component (GO): plasma membrane; endomembrane system; SNARE complex
Molecular function (GO): SNAP receptor activity; SNARE binding
Source: RefSeq, a predicted model, not a curated record